AUGGUUCUCUUCAAAGAACUAGUUGCCUUGUUGUUCUGUCUGAAAGUGUUGGCCAUUUUGUACGAUCGUGAGAAGAUUGAAGAUACGAAGAACAAUAAAAGUCAGAGAGAUUUGGUUGGAGCUACUCUCAAUUUUGUUCUUGGAGGCGGAAUCAAAACCCAAGCCGAGAUUAACAGAGGAAGAGGAUUAGCAGUAAUGUUGCUUCAAAUAGAAGCACACAUUGAAAACUUGGAGAUGUCCCAGUGUUCUAAGCUCUCCUAA
Molecule: messenger RNA, 261 nt
Organism: Arabis nemorensis
Lineage: Eukaryota; Viridiplantae; Streptophyta; Magnoliopsida; Brassicales; Brassicaceae
Source: the annotation of a GenBank genome assembly